GUGUUGACUACGCGUGAACAGGGAUAAGCUGUUCUCCAACUUCGUACUAAUUUUCAUCUUGAUUUAGUAAGCAAUAAUGAGCGGAGGUUGGCAACCACACUCGAGGAGGGGUCCAAUUGCUGCAGAGUACAGCAGUCCAGGGCCUCGCUAUAUGGUGCCAGGAUCUACUGGUCAGAGGUAUCACGAUUACACCAAACAUCAGGCCCCUGCUUACAGCUUCGGUGUACGCCAUGCAAGAUUUACAAACGAUUGUAGCCCAGGGCCAGGUUAUUUAGUCAGUCCCCAUAUAACUAGAACUGGUUCCGAUGGCACGCCGCAUUACUCGCUGUAUGGUAGACCGUCUGAUGUAACUGCUUUCAGAACCCCAGGACCAGGAGCAUAUUCACCAGAACAUGCCGGAAAAUCCGCUAAGAAAUCUGCACCAGCAUAUUCACUAGCAUCACGAACGAAAGGUUUUAAAUAUGAUCAGCAACCAGCACCAAAUGCAUACAGUUUACCCAACAUUCUCGGUGCCAAAGCUAUCGGAAAGACAGCUGCUCCAGUCUACUCAUUGACAGGAAGGAGUAAGAUUGGUAGUUUCCACGAAGAUCUUCAAAAAACACCAGGACCUGGUACCUACCGUGUUACUGAUCCAAAUAGCUACAAGAAAUCUGACCCACAGUAUUUGACAGCAAGGAAUCAACUACCAAGUGAUUCAACAAGAAAACCUGGCCCCGGAGCUCAUAGUCCAGAAAAGGUCUUUAUCAACAAACCACAAGCGCCUGGAUUUUCGUUUGGAAUCCGUCACACGGAAUACGUGGCCCCUCUUAUCGUGGACCCAGUUGAUUGAAUCAUGUAAUUGAUAAGGACAAUAAAUAUAAACAACAAACAUAAAUUGGAGUGUAAAAUUGUUAAAUACACAAUAAACUGUAAAGUAUAAUUUAUCUCUUGAAAUGUCCUCGCCAGAAGUUGUUACAAGUGAAAUCUUGUUCAGUAUUAGUUUAAUUUUAUUUUUUCAACACCCCAGCUGACUUCACAGGAACCAUUUAGUUUUACUAAAAUGUCAGUGUGAAUUACUUAUUGCUGAAAUAAGCAAUUAUUAUUUUUUUCCUGUAUUAUCUGUUACUGGUGUGUGGGGUAUGUGGGAAUGUUCUUUACAUUGAACAUCAUGAAAAACCCAUCAAAAAAAAACAUGUACAUGGUUAACACAGUUAGGUAGUAUAUCCGAUCCGUAUUACUGUCACCACCGUAUGGUGUUUCAAAACAGCAACAUUGCCAGCUAAAAUGCUGUUUAGUUUGCGAUGCAUGUCUUGAGAUCGUUAUGAAGUUAGAACAAGUUUGUGAAACCAGCCUCUACUGUUAGACAUCAAACUAAUAGUGAGUGAAUCAUUGAAUGUAAAUGUAAGAUCAUGAUGCAAUUUCCAUAUCAUUCAAUAAAUUGGUACUAGUAUAUGAAAAUGUAUGUAUUGACACAUUCUGAAAUGCCAGGACACAAUUGCUGGUUUGUCUAGUGUGUGGCAUCACUUUUGUAAAUGUUCUCAUUUAGCCGAACGAUUUACCGUAAAACAGUUCUACCUAACCACGGCUAUGAACUUGAGAUGCGCAUAGCGAAACAGUCAACAGCUUAGCUGGCAAUGUUGCUGUUUCUCUAUUUGGAAAAUAUGGAUGUGACAAUAAGAGUAAUUUUGAUCAUGGUGCAAACUGUGUAAAUUCAAUAAAAAGCCAAUAUAGGAGGGGAUAGAUCAUUUACAUGUUUUUUUGUUUUGUUUUGAAGUCUGUGCUAUGCAGUAUCUAUAUUCCAGCCAGGGUUGGGACAAGGGGUUGGGACAAGGGGUUGGGUGGGAGGGAGUUUACAUUUAUAUACAAGUAUUUUCAUAUAUGCAAUGUCCGUCCUUGUGGGUUGAAGUGGUUAAAACCCCCUUCUCUUUUCAACCAUGAUUUUAGUUCAUCUCUAAAGUAUUGUAUAAUAUUAGUAUGAGUUUGCAACAGUUUUAAAAUCGUGAUAUGUGAAAAAAAACAAAUUGUCGGCAAAAGGCAUUUAGUUGAAACAAGUAUUUGGGUGGGAGGGAAUGGGGGAUUUCAACCUGUGUUUUCUUUGUAGUAUAAAAUGAGUGAACUUUGAUGUCUUUUUGAAAACAACACUAUAGCUUCUUGCCUGUAAAUUAUACUAAAUUAAUUUAUUCUUGGCUUGAGGUAGCUUCUCUAGUAGGUCACUGAUCUUCAAGAACUUAUCGGUAAUUGGUUAAAGAUGGAUGACCUGGCCUAAUUUUUAUCAUGGAUUUUUAUUUAACUCAGGUGAUCGCUUAAAAUAGGAGUGAAGAUGCCAUGUAGUUCUUGAAAAUCAAUGGCGUUUCUAUUUUUAACGAAUGAAAACUAUUGUAUCUAUAUCUUCCAACGAUGUGAAAUAAAAGCUUUAGAAUUUUAUACAAAUAAA
Messenger RNA from Saccoglossus kowalevskii, 2413 nucleotides. RefSeq names its product outer dense fiber protein 3 (gene Odf3). The record is from RefSeq and is marked validated. Gene Ontology annotation, cellular component: cytoskeleton. NCBI's taxonomy places the organism in Eukaryota, Metazoa, Hemichordata, Enteropneusta, Harrimaniidae.